Messenger RNA from Filobasidium floriforme, 2023 nucleotides. RefSeq names its product mannosyltransferase putative-domain-containing protein. Gene Ontology annotation, cellular component: Golgi apparatus. Gene Ontology annotation, molecular function: alpha-1,2-mannosyltransferase activity. The record is from RefSeq and is a predicted model, not a curated record. The transcript is spliced from 11 exons. Gene Ontology annotation, biological process: mannan biosynthetic process. Bases 173 to 1987 code for a protein of 604 amino acids. NCBI's taxonomy places the organism in Eukaryota, Fungi, Basidiomycota, Tremellomycetes, Filobasidiales, Filobasidiaceae.
CGAGAAGGCCGAGGUUACGGGAAAGGGGGCAACUAGGCAGGGAGGCAUAUUCAGAUCAAUCUCGUAUCGACUACCCUGUACCCCCUCUCUUCUGAGCUUCUGCCUACCUUGCCAACGACUCGGCUUGGCACACGGAUCAGCGUCGGGCAAGGGACCUCUUGACAUCAUCAUCAUGGUCGAACCCAACAUCAAGAUGUCAAACAUGACCCGUCGAGGUUCAGGAUCUCCGAGGGAAUCUAAAGACUGGACGACCAUGACUGCGAUCGACCCCGAACGAAGAGGAUCAGGUGUGAACCCCGAAAUGGCCGGAUUGAUGGCUCCUCUGAGCGAUCGGGACUCUGGCACACCAUCCCACGACCACCAUAGCGACCCUCUUUUGAAUGCAUGGGGACGCAGAACAGGAGGAGCCGAGGCUACAGCUCAAGGGCGGUUCAAUCAGUUCAGCUUUCCGACAUCACGGACGAGUUCCAAUGCGCCGUCCGGCCGGUUCUCGAUGAUCUUGCAGUCCAAGCUUUUCCGAAACAUCGCAGUCCUCACGACCUCUCUGCUAUUGAUACUCUCGGUACUGCAUACGACCAAACCCGAGGUGCUAGGCAGCGGCCUUAAGUACAUGUCGAACCUUCCAGGACUUUCACGACUAGCUCAACAGGAGAUCAGAUCGUUGGACGAGCGGUUGAGGGAUCUGAUGACUCGACCAGUCUUGGAGCAGUGGGAGCUGGAGUUGACGAAUCGGUAUCAGUGCCCAAUGUACACAUACUCCAGGAUGACUUACUUCUUCCAUGAAGGAAAGGAAGAGCAGUGGAAAUCGAUCGGCCGGGAUGACAUUCGAAAGUACCGGAACAAGAUGAUCUCCCACCUGAAAGAGGUGGAGGAGAGCGGCGAGCCUCUGGUUUGGACACCUGCACUUGGGGGUCCUUAUAAGCGGGGUAUCAUCCUCACUGGAGGAGAAGGCUCCACUAUUCCUCGUCUGCAUAUACUGCUCAAGAUGCUGCGAAAGACGCUCGGAUGCACCCUACCUAUCGAGAUCUAUCAUUUCCCCGACGAGAUGGAGGACGAAGCUGUCAGGAACGAGCUGAUCGCAUGGGGCGAUGUCAGCGUCGUCAAGCUGGGAGCCAAGACUUUCAACGGAGAGAAGAAUUGGCAUAUCAAGAAUGCCGCCUUCAUUCAGUCCGAAUUUACCGAAUUUGUUUACAUGGACAGCGACAACAUCCCGCUCGUCGAUCCCGCUGAGCAUUUCGAAUCGGUCGAGUUCAAGGAGAACCGAUCCGUCUUCUGGCCCGACCUGAACAAAGAUCACCCCGACAACGCAAUCUGGCGUAUCUUGGGGAGACCGUGCUCGGAUGAGCACUGGCCCGCGGAAGCCGGUCAGGUCGUUUAUGACAAGCGAGGCAACAACGGUCUAAAUUUGGCAGUCUUGCACCUGGCGAACCACAUGAUGACUAGUCCCGAUCUUUACGGAUUUCUGGGAUACGGUGACAAGGAUACUUUCCGGUGGAGCUUUUACGCUUUGGGUCUACCUUACCAACAAGCUCCCAGACAAUUCGCCAGUACAGGAGGAUUCCAGCGUCAAGGUGGAGAGCCCGAUCCUAGCUACUUUUGUGGACACAGCAUGCUUCACUGGGGUCUCACGCCUCAGAACAAGCGAAAUGACCCAUCGUAUCACCCUCCACCCGCUUUCUUGCAUACCAUCCUGUCAAAGCACCGCAAGAACCUCGAUCCCGCCAAGCUGUGGUCACACGUUCGGAAACCCCGCUUGGAUGGCAUCUCGGAACCUACCCUAACCCGGACGCUCUACGAGUUUACGGGAGACUGCUUCGCCAUCACGCUCAAGGGGCCGGAUGGACUACCGAACAGCACGAACUCGAUGAGGGAUUACCAGGGCGUGUUGACUGAACCGCUGUCGACGGUCUUUGGGCCCAAUGGAGAGACGGACGAAAUUUACCUAGCUUUAAUGGACAUUGCUCCGACGUUUGUUGCUAUCGCAUAGGUUAGAGCCGUACUUUGAUUUCGAUUCUCGGUUUCG